Messenger RNA from Penicillium pulvis, 900 nucleotides. Its product is annotated as pyrroline-5-carboxylate reductase family protein. The record is from RefSeq and is a predicted model, not a curated record. Gene Ontology annotation, molecular function: pyrroline-5-carboxylate reductase activity. Gene Ontology annotation, biological process: L-proline biosynthetic process. NCBI's taxonomy places the organism in Eukaryota, Fungi, Ascomycota, Eurotiomycetes, Eurotiales, Aspergillaceae. Bases 1 to 900 code for a protein of 299 amino acids. The transcript is spliced from 2 exons.
AUGACAGACAAGCCUUACACUCUGUGCUUUCUAGGAUGCGGUAACCUGGGAGCUGCGAUCCUUGACAGCUUGCUAAGCGCGUCAAACAAUGAGCUGCCUUUCACACUUUUCGUUGCAUGUGUUCGCAGUCAACAGUCACAGACGAAAUUAGCCGCCCGUUUCUCCGAGCAGCUGGAUCGAUUAACCAUCACCAAAGGCGAUAAUGUCUCAGCCAUCCGUAAAUCCGACGUGAUCAUUCUUGGCGUGGAUCCUGUCGACAUCGCGAAAGUGUUGACACAAACCGGAAUCCGCGAGGCAUUAAAGGACAAGCUGUUGAUCAGCAUCGCAGCCGGUUGGACGCGUCAAAAGCUCGAGCAAACAAUUUAUGAAAGCGAAACAACCAGCGAAAACACGGACGGUCGUGCGUGGGUGGUGCGUACGCUUCCCAACAUCGCUGCACAAGUUUCCCAGUCCUUGACCGCGAUCGAGAUGUCGGAGCCCACACCACCAGAUGAAUAUCUUCAAAUCACGACAGCGAUCUUCGAGCGGAUUGGACGCACAGUGCAGAUCCCUCCCCACCUCAUGAAUGCGACUACCGCGGUUGGAGGGUCCACUCCGGCUUUCUUUGCUGUGAUCUGCGAUGCUAUGAUCGAUGCUGCCGUGGCGGUUGGCGUUCCUCGGGAUUUGGCGCAUACCAUGAUCUUCCAGUCUAUGCAAGGGACAGCCACUAUGCUUCAGACUGGAAUUCACCCUGCUCUUCUUAAGGAUCAGGGAACAUCUCCUGAGGGAUGCACUAUUGGUGGCUUGAUGGUUAUGGAGGAGGCGGGUGUUCGGGGUCAUAUUGGACGGGCUCUUCGAGAGUCUGUCACGCUGGCUCGUCUUAUGGAGACAAGCUCGCACGUCAACGAUACACGGCAUUGA